CACGUAGGCAAACAGAUUUUUAUUUUGAAAUAAGGAAAAAAGAUCGGAGUGAAUCAUUCUUCAUCUUCAUUAUGACGUCAUUCAACGAUGAGUCAGCGGUAAUCCAACAAAUGACAUGCUUGCUUUUAAAUAGUAAUUUACAAAUUUUUAUAACCAAAGUUAUUUUUUUUUUUUAUCGUUAUUUCAACCUCAUAUUUACUGCUUUUUACACCAGAAGUCUUUCCUAUAUCGGCAUUUUUAUUCAGUAAAUAUAAUGCCGUUCUACACGGGUUCAUCUCCGCUAGACGACAUUGUCGAGAAAGCAACGACUGAGACGAAUACCAGCGAAGAUUGGGGAAAAAUUAUGGAUAUUUGUGAUCGCGUUUCGCGCUCACCGUCAGGACCAAAAGAUGCGCUGAAAGCGAUCUUAAAGAGAGUCGUUCACAGAAUACCCCAAGUGUCACUUCAAGCACUUUCUCUUCUCGAUGCCUGCGUUAAUAACUGCGGAAAGUCUUUUCAUUUGGAAAUUUGUUCGAGAGAUUUUGUUAGUGAAGUUAGAAACAUCUUAAAAAAGCUUCAUAGAACAGCGGCUUUAAAGAUGAAAGGCAUGAUCAGAGAUUGGGCAAAAUUAUUCAAAAAUGAUUCACAAUUAAACCUUAUUCCAACACUUUACGAGGAACUUAAACGUGAAAAAGAAGAUUUUCCAGAAGGUGAUGCAUCAAGCAUUGGUUUAUCCUCCGUACCAGCGAAGAAAUCAACAUCGAAUGAAGAUGACGACUUGGCAUUAGCCAUUCAGUUAUCUUUAAGUGAAGCAAAAUCCAGCCAGCCCAAAACUCAGAGUCUAUAUCCAUCUAUUUCAUCAUCACAGUCAUCUUCAUCAUCAAAGUCACGGAAAGUACGAGCGUUGUAUGAUUUCGAGGCUGUUGAAGACAAUGAACUGACUUUUAAAACUGGAGAUAUCAUUACAGUGACAGACAACAGCGAUGCUAAUUGGUGGAAAGGUGAUCUUAAUGGAAAGUCUGGACUAUUUCCUGCAAACUUUGUCUCAGCAGAUCUAACACCAAAACCUAAGCAAGUCAAAAAGAAAAAUAAGAAAAAGUCUAAGAAAGUGAGCUUUUCUGAGAAGAACUCUGUCAAGGAAUUUGAAGCAUCAAAGGCUGUUGUGGAGCCUUUAGUGAUAAGUGAGGAAAAGAUUGAGAAGUGUUUGGAAAUGUUAAAGAACGCCAGCGUUGAAGAUGAAGAGGAAGAUGAUGAUGGUUUAAUUGAGCUGGAAGAAACUUGCAAGAAAAUGGCUCCACUUAUCGCAGAGAAAAUUCAAAGUACACAGAAAAGACAUGAUGACCUCACAGAUUUAAAUGACAGCUUUCUGAUAGCGAUGGACACAUAUCAAAAAAUGUCAAAGGAACCGAUAGCAGUAAGACAAACAUACCCUGUCGUUGGUCAGGUACCACAAUAUACAGGAUAUAAUGCGCCCAUGGUAAACAAUCCUACCAUACCUCAGUCGUUUGCUGGUUAUCCAACGGCGCAGUACGUACCAGGGGCUACACUGCAACACCCACAGGGUUUAGUGGUUGCUGAUGGCAUGGGUGCAGCAUAUUCGUCUCCGGGCCCUCCAAAUUACGCAGCUCCUCUAAACCAAGGUCAGUACGUUCCACAAUUACAACAAAACCUUGGUUACCAGGUUCCAGGUAAACCUCCAAACGUGGCGCCAAUGCCUGGCCCGACAGAAUAUUACUCGGGUGCUCCAACACAUGUUGCACAAUAUCAACCAGAAUAUACUGCAGCUUACGGCUGGUGAUUGUUAAAUAUACAUAGAAAUAAUUACAGAAUUAAUCACAGAAUCACAGGUGAUAGGUGAAUAAGUGUUUGUGCCAUUGAGCUCUAUAUAUGUACCUGGAGUAGGAAUGCAUGAAAGGUCUCAUUCUGUAAUUGGACUGCCGGAUAAGGACUGUUGACUGGACCUCUGGACAGUUGAGUGAGGCAAAAUUCAUACUCCAGGUAAACAUAUAGAGCUCAGUCAUCUGAUCGUUUUCUGACGGGGGGGGGGGAGGCUUGAGAGAAGGUUUCCUGCGAAUGCUAGAGUUGUCAACAACACGAUAGUGUAGUGUAGUGUACCGUGGCGUGGGAUGAAAUGUAUUUAAAUUUGUAUAUAAUGCUGUCUCUUGGGUGCCAUAAUUUGGAAGAUGCUUGCUCUGAUCUUCUGCAAUCAUAAGAAAGAAUUCCAGUCAACUCUAGCUUUAUAAAUAGUUUAACAUAUAAUUAGGAUCGCUUAGUGCUUACGUUCAAUUUACCAGCUGAGCAAAAUCAAUAAUCUUCGCUGUCUUAACUAAGACAAAGCGUGUGUGUAAUCAUUGAAUUGAAGUAAAAUUUUAUUAAAACCAAACAAAUAUAAUAAAAUAUAAAUAACAAAUAUAAUAAAAUUUAGUUCAUCUUGAGACUGCAGUAUUAUCCUAUACACUCUAUGUACACUCCUCACUCAAAACUACUGACAGAAAAUCCCAGUAUUUUUUGCUGUCAUUUGACGUGUGAUAUUGAUUCGGGACGUUGUAUUUCGUUUUAAAAUACCUAUUUACACUUGCAAUGCUGGCCGUGUUUUUUUAGAAGGAAACAAGGGUAUAGUUAUGAAUAUUUGAAUGUGAAAAUGCUCUCACCCAAUAUCUAUAACGUACGUGUUAGCAUCUCAAAUUAAAAAUAAUCACAAAAAUUGUUCCGCAUUGUCUCUUUCAAAUAUCAUAGCUUUCUUCCAAGCUCUUCUUUGAAAUAUUUCCAUUUUUUCUUCCAUCCAAUAUCCGGCCCUUCCUCAUUAUCAUACGGCAGGUAUUCGCGCAGCUGUUUUGCCAGCACCUGUCUGUUUCAAGAAGACGAUAUUCUUCUGCACCUUGACUACCCAGUGUUGUUUAGUCCUUUCAGUGUCUUUCAGGACUCAAAUAUAUUGUUUGUGUUUA
Molecule: messenger RNA, 2924 nt
Organism: Dendronephthya gigantea
Lineage: Eukaryota; Metazoa; Cnidaria; Anthozoa; Malacalcyonacea; Nephtheidae
Product: signal transducing adapter molecule 1-like
Exons: 16
Coding region: 254-1777 (507 amino acids)
Biological process (GO): protein transport to vacuole involved in ubiquitin-dependent protein catabolic process via the multivesicular body sorting pathway
Cellular component (GO): ESCRT-0 complex
Molecular function (GO): ubiquitin binding; phosphatidylinositol binding
Source: RefSeq, a predicted model, not a curated record